Molecule: messenger RNA, 1539 nt
Organism: Closterium sp. Naga37s-1
Lineage: Eukaryota; Viridiplantae; Streptophyta; Zygnematophyceae; Desmidiales; Closteriaceae
Source: the annotation of a GenBank genome assembly
AUGGAGAUGACGUCAGAAGGCGCUUCAAGGGGCGGAGGGCGCCGCGAAGGGGGGACCAUGCUGACGUGGCGCGACGAUGUAGCUGUAGCGGAAGGGCAAACGGAGAUGGGGGAAGGGGGAAAGGAGGAAGGGGCGGGAGAAUCAGCGAUGGCGGAGGGGGAGGCGGAAGGGGAGCAUGCGGAGGGAGGGGAGGAGCGCGCAAACCCUGCUAGCCCGUCUAUUGCGCCAGACGCAGCGCUCGCCACGGCAUUCCACGCGCGGGAGCAAGGGGCGGACAAAGCGCCUGAAGCGCUGCGCGCUGCCUCGGGGGACGAGGAGGCGGCGCGGGAAGCAGAGGGCGCGGAAAGAGGGGUGGGGAUGGGGGAUGGGCGGAGGGAGGGGGGGGAGGGAGGAGAAAGAGGAGGAGAGGGGGGCAAGGAGGGAAGCGUGGAUGGAAGGAGGGACGAGGAUGACAGAGGAGAAAUGGGAGUAGGGGAGGGCGAGAGAAGGGGAUUGGGGGGAGGGGAAGGAGAAGGGCAGGGAGGAGGGGAGGGAGGAGGGAAUGGAGGAGGGGAGAGAGGAAAGGGAGGGAAGGAAGGGGAGGAAAGGGAGGGAGUGGUGAGAGGGAAGGGAGGGGAGUGGGGGUGGCGGUGGGUAGAUGAGAAAGAUGCAUCCUGGCCGCUCUACUCCGCUGCAUCCUGUCCGUUCAUCUUCCCCGGCCAGAACUGCCGAUCCAACGGCCGCAACGACACGAGGUUUGAGCGAUACGCGUGGCGGCAGGGAGGGGAGAGGAGCGGGGACGGCCGGGAGGACUGGGGGGUACGGGAGGAGGUGGGGGGAAAGGAGCGGUCGUGGUGUGACGCGCUGCGGGGCGUGCGGCAUGGGAGAGGGGAAGGUGCAAUGACACCCAAUGGAAUGAUGACACGUGUGGCAUACAUAGGGGACAGCGUGAUGCGCAACAUGUUUGAGAGCAUGGCGCAUGGGGGAGGGGUAGGGGGAGGGGGAAGGGGAGGGGGAGGUAGACCCAUGACACGUGUGGCGUACAUAGGGGACAGCAUGAUGCGCAACAUGUUUGAGAGCAUGGCGUGCAUGCUGCACUCGCACCCCCGGUGUGGCGACAAUCCCGAGGUGGUGCGGGCGAACGUGGUGGAGCGGGUGAUCAGAUGGGACACCUGCAACGUUACCCUCGCUAAUCUCAGCCCAUUCCUGUCCUUCCCGUUCCCCCCAGGAGCAACUUCCUCACCGAGAUCAUUUUUAAGGGCCCCACGCACAGACGAGUUGAGAGGCGCCACUCUCUACCUGUCCCGUCUCACAGCCACACCCACCACAUGCAUUGCUUCUCUUCUACACCCAUCCCCCCUGUCAUCUCACGCUGGUCCUCUUGUCCCCCCCAUCCCCCCCUCCCCCAGGAGCAACUUCCUCUCGGAGAUCUCUUUCAUUCCAAGCGUCGGGCACGCCCGGCAAGCACCAGUGGGCGCAGUCAGCCUGGCCGCCAGCCAAUCCCGAGAAGACACCUGGAUGCCCGUCAUGUCUCAUCACACUCAUUGCUGCCACUUCUAG